Molecule: messenger RNA, 1590 nt
Organism: Lodderomyces orthopsilosis Co 90-125
Lineage: Eukaryota; Fungi; Ascomycota; Pichiomycetes; Serinales; Debaryomycetaceae
Gene: MSK1
Product: lysine--tRNA ligase
Exons: 1
Coding region: 1-1590 (529 amino acids)
Biological process (GO): mitochondrial lysyl-tRNA aminoacylation
Cellular component (GO): cytoplasm; mitochondrion
Molecular function (GO): ATP binding; tRNA binding; lysine-tRNA ligase activity
Source: RefSeq, a predicted model, not a curated record
AUGCAGCGACAUACGCAAUUGCUAAAUAGAUGCACGAACACCUUAAAACUGAGAUUAUUCACAACUUCUUCGUUGCGCUUGGAUUCAUCAGAUUUAACCUAUGAGACUAGGGCUAAAGAAAUAGAAUCUAAUUCAAACUUAGGCAUUGAUACAUACUACCCACGCAUCUCAUCAAUACGACAAAAGAAUAGCAAUGGACCAGUUAUACGUAUACCUAUAUUUCGUCAAAAGUUUGAUCAAACUGACUUUACCUCAUUUGCUAAUAACCGAAUAGACAAAGAUUUUAUAAUUGAAGGACGAAUCCUUAGUAUACGAAAAGCAGGUAAAGGAAUGUAUUUUUUUGAUUUAGAACAAGAUAACACUCGAUUACAAGUCAUGGCUACGAAUAAGUUAAUGGAGAUGGAUGUUGAUGAGUUUAAUCAAUUACAUGGGUGGUUUAAACCAGGUGAUUAUAUAAGUUGUAUUGGUUACGCAUCAAGAACCAAAACUGGUGAAUUAACUUUAAAGGCCAACAAAUCGAUUGAGCUAUUGACACCUUGCUUACUCAAGAUGCCGAAUAAAUUGAUUGAUAAGGGAAUCAUUAACAACAAUCGAGUGCUCAAUUACUUGGUAAAUCCCGAUUCGAAACAACCAAUCAUUAUAAAAUCCAAGAUUAUUCAAUGUAUACGACAGUUCCUACUUCAACGAGAUUUCUUGGAGGUUCAGACUCCUAUUUUGAGUAAUGAAGGAACUGGCGCUAACGCUACUCCAUUCAAGACUAAAUUUAAAGACGCUGAUGUACAAUUGAGAGUAGCACCAGAGUUAUGGUUGAAGAAGUUGGUGAUUGGUGGGUUUGAUAAAGUAUUUGAAAUUGGUAAUAACUUUCGUAAUGAAGGAAUAGAUCAAACGCAUAAUCCUGAAUUUACUUCUUGUGAAUUUUAUCAAGCUUAUACAAGUUUAGACGAGUUGAUGAUGAUGACUGAAGAUUUGUUGAAGGGGAUCUUCAAAACUUUCGAUGUAAAUAGUUCAACUGAGGCGGAGUUUCCCAAAUAUGAGUUUUUACCAACUUUGGAAAAAGUUACUGGUGUGCCACUUGGGGAUUUAUCAUUUGAUGGGAUUCUAAAAUAUUACAGGCGUCUUGAUUUACAAAUUCCCCAAGAUCCCAAUCCAACUAGCUUACUCAAUAAUUUAAGUGAGAUUUUCUUAGAGUCCUUAAGUGUUUCAAAACACCCAAACACACCCGUAUUCAUCUACAACCAACCAGAAAUCUUGUCUCCCUUGGCAAAAUCAACCAACAUUAACAAUAUACCCGUUUCCUCCCGGUUUGAAUUAUUCAUCAAUGGCAAAGAGUUUGUCAACGCAUAUGAAGAAGAAAAUGAUCCACAGCAGCAAUUUACCAAAUUUAAACAACAACAAGCAAACAAGGUAGAGUUUAAUGAUGAUGAAAUGUUGAUACCUGAUUGGCAAUAUGUUCAAACUAUGAAACUAGGAUUACCGCCAACUGGUGGAUGGGGGAUUGGAAUUGAUCGAUUGGCGAUGUUUAUAAGUGGAGUUGAAAGGAUUGAUCAAGUUUUACCAUUUGGUAAUUUGAGAGAUGUUUUGAAACAAUAG